This is a messenger RNA of Rotaria socialis, 1041 nucleotides long. NCBI's taxonomy places the organism in Eukaryota, Metazoa, Rotifera, Eurotatoria, Philodinida, Philodinidae. The record is from the annotation of a GenBank genome assembly.
AUGAAUGAUUUUGAAGUACAACAUCUAAGACAGGAAGUAGAACAGACGAAAAUUCAAAUCAAUGUAAAUGAAACAGAGAUAUCUCAGUUUAAAGAACAAACAGAGAAACAAAAGAGUCUGAUUGAUGUUAAGGAAACUGAGAUUCGACAAGUGCGCGAACGAUUGAAACAAAAAAAUAUUCAAAUUAACGCACAUGAAAAUCAUAUUCACGAGUUGAAAGAAGAAACGAACCAACAACAAAGUAAAAUCAAUAUCCAGCAAGUUGAGAUUAAACAGCUGAAAGGGCAGUUAAAACAAAGAGAGAACCAAUGUAGCAUAAAUGAAACACAUAUCAAUCAAUUUAAAGAACAAACAGAUAAGCAAAAGAGUUCGAUCGAUAUUAAGGAAGUCGAAAUUCGCCAGGUGAAACAACAAAUAAAACAAAAAAAUAUUCUGAUUAGCACGCAUGAAAGUCAGAUUCAGGAACUGCAAGAAGAAACGAAGCAAAAAACGAGCCGAAUCAAUACUCUGCAAGUCGAGAUUAAACAAUUGAAAGAGCAGGAAAAACAAACAGAAAGUCAAUGCUACAAAAAUGAAGUAGAUAUUGAUCAGUUGAGAGCAGAAACAAAGAAGCAAAAUAUUCAAAUAAAAUUGUACGAGACUGAGAUUCGGCAAAAAAAAGAGCAAUCAACCAAGCAUGAGACUGAAGCUAAUUCAAACACAGUCGUAAUUCGACAAUUAAAAAACAAGUUGGAGCAACGAGAGACUGAAAUCAGUUCUAAUACAGUGGAAAUUCAACAAAUGAAAGCACGAUUAGAGCAACAAAAGAAUGAAAUUGAUUUCAACACAGCAAUAGCUCGACAACUGAGAACGCAGCUGGGGCGACGAGAGGCUGAAAUCGAUUCCAAUUCGAAUGUAAUUAGACAACUAAAAAUGCAACUGGAACAACGAGAGAAUCAAAUGAGCUCAAUCAAAGCUCAGCUUAUAAAGAAAGAACACCGUUCUGGAGGUUAUAAUCUAUCCCUCCAACACAUAGCUAAUGAUUGGAAGAUUUUCAGAUAA